This is a messenger RNA of Pipistrellus kuhlii (Kuhl's pipistrelle), 4676 nucleotides long. Its product is annotated as phosphatidylcholine translocator ABCB4. The record is from RefSeq and is a predicted model, not a curated record. Gene Ontology annotation, cellular component: membrane. The coding region runs from base 195 to 4043 and encodes 1282 amino acids. Lineage: Eukaryota; Metazoa; Chordata; Mammalia; Chiroptera; Vespertilionidae. Gene Ontology annotation, molecular function: ABC-type transporter activity; ATP hydrolysis activity; ATP binding. Gene Ontology annotation, biological process: transmembrane transport. The transcript has 28 exons.
GGCGGCGCGGCGGGCGGCGGCGGGGGCUGCGCCGCGGGCCCGGGCCGGAGCCCCGGCGGCAGCGGGAGGCGUCGCUGGGCCCCGGCGCGCGCGCGGGGGGCGGGGGCGAAGGCGCGCGAGCAAAGUCCAGGCCCCUGGUCGCAGCGCCCGGCGCCCGGCGGCUCGGCCACAGGCGCGGGAGGUCCGAGGCGGCGAUGGACGUGGAGGCGGGAAGGAACGGGACGGCCCGGCGCCCCCGGAGCGCAGACGGCGACUUGGAGCUGAGCAGCCGCAGCAGCAACCAAGACAGGAAAAAAAUGAAGAAAGUGAAUUUAAUCGGACCAUUAGCAUUGUUUCGAUAUUCCGAUUGGCAGGAUAAAUUAUUUAUGUCCCUGGGCACAAUCAUGGCCAUAGCUCACGGAGCAGGUCUCCCCCUCAUGAUGAUAGUAUUUGGAGAAAUGACCGACCGAUUUGUUGUUACUGCAGGAAACUUCUCCUUUCCGGUGAAUUUUUCAUUGUCAAUGUUAAAUCCAGGCAGAAUUCUGGAAGAAGAAAUGACUAGAUACGCCUAUUAUUACUCAGGACUAGGUGGUGCGGUGCUCGUUGCUGCCUAUAUACAAGUGUCAUUUUGGACUUUGGCCGCCGGCCGGCAGAUUAGGAAAAUUAGGAAAGAGUUUUUUCAUGCUGUCCUCCGACAAGAAAUAGGCUGGUUUGACAUCAACGACACCACUGAACUCAAUACGCGGCUCACAGAUGACAUCUCCAAAAUCAGUGAAGGAAUUGGUGACAAGGUUGGAAUGUUCUUUCAAGCAAUAGCCACGUUUUUUGCAGGAUUCAUAGUGGGGUUCAUGAGAGGAUGGAAGCUCACCCUUGUGAUAAUGGCCAUCAGCCCUAUCCUGGGACUCUCUGCAGCUGUUUGGGCAAAGAUACUCUCGGCAUUUAGUGACAAGGAACUAGCUGCAUAUGCGAAAGCAGGCGCCGUGGCAGAAGAAGCCCUGGGCGCCAUCCGGACUGUGAUAGCGUUUGGGGGCCAGGACAAAGAGCUGGAAAGGUAUCAGAAACAUCUAGAAGUUGCCAAAAAGAUUGGAAUUAAAAAAGCUAUUUCUGCGAACAUUUCCAUGGGCAUCGCCUUCUUGUUAAUAUAUGCAUCAUAUGCACUGGCCUUCUGGUAUGGAUCCACUCUGGUCAUAGCAAAAGAAUAUACUCUGGGAAAUGCAAUGACAGUCUUCUUUUCAAUUCUGAUCGGAGCUUUCAGUGUUGGACAGGCUGCUCCAUGUAUUGAUGCUUUUGCCAAUGCAAGAGGAGCAGCAUACGUGAUCUUUGGUAUUAUAGAUAAGAAUCCUAAAAUUGACAGUUUUUCAGAGAGAGGACACAAACCAGACAACAUCAAAGGGAAUUUGGAGUUCAAUGAUGUUCAUUUUUCUUAUCCAGCUCGAGCUAAUGUCAAGAUCUUGAAGGGCCUCAACCUGCAGGUUCGGAGUGGGCAGACGGUGGCCCUGGUUGGAAAUAGCGGCUGUGGGAAAAGCACGACGGUCCAGCUGAUCCAGAGGCUCUAUGACCCUGAUGAGGGUAUGAUUAGCAUAGAUGGCCAGGAUAUUAGGACCUUUAACGUAAGGUAUUUGAGGGAAAUCAUUGGAGUGGUGAGCCAGGAGCCCGUGCUAUUUUCUACCACGAUUGCUGAAAACAUUCGCUAUGGCCGUGGAAAUGUCACCAUGGAUGAGAUAAAGAAAGCUGUCAAAGAAGCCAAUGCCUAUGAGUUUAUCAUGAAAUUACCACAGAAAUUUGACACCCUGGUUGGAGACAGAGGGGCGCAGCUGAGUGGGGGACAGAAACAGAGAAUCGCCAUCGCUCGGGCCCUGGUUCGCAACCCCAAGAUCCUGCUACUGGACGAGGCCACGUCGGCCUUGGACACUGAAAGUGAAGCUGAGGUGCAGGCGGCCCUGGAUAAGGCCAGAGAAGGCCGGACCACCAUUGUGAUCGCGCACCGGUUGUCUACCAUCCGAAACGCAGAUGUCAUCGCCGGCUUCGAGGACGGAGUCAUCGUGGAGCAUGGCAGCCACAGCGAGCUGAUGAAGAAGGAAGGGCUGUACUACAAGCUGGUUAACAUGCAGACAUCAGGAAGCCAGAUCCAGUCAGAAGAAUUUGAAGCUGAACUAAAUGAUGAAAAGGCUGCCACGGGUAUGGCCCCAAAUGGCUGGAAAUCUCGCAUCUUUAGGAAUUCUACUCAGAAAAGCCUUAGAAAUUCACGAAGGUAUCAGAAUGGCCUCGAUGUGGAAACCACUGAACUUGAUGAAAAUGUGCCACCGGUGUCUUUCCUGAAGGUCCUGAGACUGAAUAAAACAGAGUGGCCCUACUUCGUGGUGGGAACGGUAUGCGCCAUCGCUAACGGGGCGCUUCAGCCAGCAUUUUCAGUCAUCUUCUCAGAGAUGAUAACGAUUUUCGGGCCCGGGGACGAUGCCGUGAAGCAGCAGAAGUGCAACAUGAUCUCGCUGCUGUUCCUGGGCCUGGGGAUCACUUCCUUCUUCACCUUCUUCCUGCAGGGCUUCACGUUUGGGAAAGCCGGCGAGAUCCUCACCACCAGGCUUCGGUCAAUGGCUUUUAAAGCGAUGCUGAGACAGGACAUGAGCUGGUUUGACGAUCACAAAAACAGCACGGGCGCACUUUCUACGAGACUCGCAACGGAUGCCUCCCAAGUCCAAGGGGCCACGGGAACCAGGUUGGCUUUGAUGGCACAGAACACAGCCAACCUCGGGACUGGCAUCAUCAUAUCGUUUAUCUACGGUUGGCAGUUAACUCUCCUGCUGCUAUCGGUUGUUCCCAUUAUCGCUGUGUCAGGGAUUGUGGAGAUGAAGAUGUUGGCUGGAAAUGCCAAACGAGAUAAGAAGGAACUGGAAGCCGCUGGAAAGAUUGCAACAGAGGCGAUAGAAAAUAUUAGGACGGUUGUGUCCUUGACCCAGGAAAAAAAAUUUGAAUCAAUGUAUGUGGAAAAAUUGUACGGACCUUACAGAAAUUCUGUACGGAAGGCACACAUCUAUGGAAUUACUUUUAGUAUUUCACAAGCAUUUAUGUAUUUUUCCUAUGCUGGUUGUUUUCGAUUUGGUGCCUAUCUCAUCGUGAAUGGACAUAUGCUCUUCAGAGAUGUUAUUCUGGUGUUUUCAGCAAUCGUGUUUGGCGCAGUGGCGCUAGGACAUGCCAGCUCUUUUGCUCCAGACUACGCCAAAGCCAAGUUGUCCGCAGCCCACUUGUUCAUGCUGUUUGAAAGACAACCUCUGAUUGACAGCUACAGCGAGGAAGGCCUGAGGCCGGAUAAGUUUGAAGGAAAUGUGACGUUUAACGAAGUCGUGUUCAACUACCCGACCCGGCCCGACGUGCCGGUGCUGCAGGGGCUGAGCCUGGAGGUGAAGAAGGGCCAGACGCUGGCCCUGGUGGGCAGCAGCGGCUGCGGGAAGAGCACGGUGGUCCAGCUGCUGGAGCGCUUCUACGACCCAACGUCUGGAACCGUGCUGCUGGAUGGUCAAGAGGCAAAGAAACUCAACCUCCAGUGGCUCCGAGCCCAGCUGGGCAUCGUGUCCCAGGAGCCCAUCCUGUUCGACUACAGCAUCGCCGAGAACAUCGCAUAUGGAGACAACAGCCGGGUCGUGUCCCAGGAGGAGAUUGUGCGUGCAGCCAAAGCCGCCAACAUCCAUCCUUUCAUCGAGACCUUACCCCACAAAUACGACACAAAAGUGGGAGAUAAGGGGACUCAACUCUCAGGAGGUCAGAAACAGAGGAUUGCGAUCGCCCGAGCCCUCAUCAGACAACCUCGAUUCCUGCUGUUGGAUGAAGCUACUUCCGCUCUGGACACUGAAAGUGAAAAAAUUGUCCAAGAAGCCCUGGACAAGGCCAGAGAAGGCCGCACCUGCAUUGUGAUCGCGCACCGCCUGUCCACCAUCCAGAACGCGGACCUGAUCGUGGUGUUCCAGAACGGCAAGAUCAGGGAGCACGGCACCCACCAGCAGCUGCUGGCGCAGAAGGGCCUCUACUUCUCCAUGGUCAGCGUCCAGGCCGGCGCGCAGAACUCAUGAACUCUUGUUAUCGCAUAUCAAAAAUAAACUCAAAACAUUCUACAACUUUUGCUGACUUGUAGAAGAAGUUUCUAAGUCAUCAUAAAAUACAGGUACAUCCAAUCUGGGGUUUGCUAUGACAACAUUUGGAAUUUUGGAGUUAUAAAUCAUCAAGACAUUUCUUAAUGAAAUAUAAAAACAGCUUAGCUCUUCCUGAGUUUUCAAAAACAUACAGGGGGAAAGAGCGAAGUUCAGGUAUAGAAAGCUGUAGAAUUAGUAGAAGCCAUAAGCCACAGUUAUUAUGGUUCUGAACAGUUGGUUAGAUGGAUGUUUUGAGAACAUUUUCCCCAAGUUCAAAGAAAAUAUAAGUUGUUCAAAAGCCUACUCUCUCCCUGGGUGGGUUUCUAAAUUAUUCUACUGGGCAUUGAUUUUUUUUUUUAAAUUAAUGUAUCCCCAACUUUAGGAUAGUCCAAGAGAAAAAUACAGUUUCCCUUAGACAAGGUAACUAUGCACGCACACAUUCAUUCUGUAAAGCAAAAAGAAAGAUAUCAAGUAUUUCUUUUAAAUAAAUGUUUAAACUCAUGAAUAAUUAUUGUACAUAUAUCAGUAUAAUUUGUAACACUGGAAAUACCAAUAAAAAUUCUUUUUCUAUAA